Messenger RNA from Paracoccidioides lutzii Pb01, 759 nucleotides. RefSeq lists its product as hypothetical. Bases 1 to 759 code for a protein of 252 amino acids. The record is from RefSeq and is a predicted model, not a curated record. The transcript has 2 exons.
AUGAGGUCGCCCCGGAUCCCGCCCCUGUUCCGUCAUAUCCUCUCCCCCCCCCUUCAAGGCCAUUCGGUCUCAGCUCAGUCGACGGGGAGAAGCGCUGCGGCCAAGGCGGCGGUGGGGCCCAGUUUCAAUCCGGCCCAUACAAAUCGGUUCCCCCGACACGGAUUUUCGGUACGGCGAGCGCAGUCUGGCAGGAUCCAUGGGGAGAUGCCUCCGGGGAGUAGUUGUAGGCGGGAAGACACGGCGUCUCCAGUGGGAACGUGUCGUGCCUCCUGCCUGCAACGUGAGCCGCGUAGCGGCGGUUGGGUCUGCCGGCAUCGGUGGGCACCCGGGAAGCUUCCUCCGCAGCUACGGCUGGUCGCGAGGCGAUGGGCAUCCCGGCCCCUCGAGACCGCUAACCGCGCCGCCUCGUCGCGACCCGCGAACCCUUUUCCAUGCCCGGACGAGCUCCCCCGGUGUGGUCUAGGGCGCCAUCGGCACCACCGGUGGCCCCUUCGACCGCCGGUCAGCUCGAGCAUUCGCGGCGCAUCAGCCCCCUCGCCCUCCUCCACCGGCGGGACGGGGCAUGCGUCGCGGGCGUUUGAAACCCCGGAGUUCCUCGCGGCUCCGGUUCCGGUUGGGAUUCCCGGGGGAAAGGCCGGCCCGGAAUCCGCUGCUCGCCAGCGUGUCCGGGGCGGUGAUCCUCCAUCGGAGGGACCGAUGCGGCAGCCCGUGUUCGCCCUCGCGGGCCGGCACACGAUCCUGCCGCGGACCGUCCUCUGA